CUGAUCUUAGAAAUGGAAAAUGAUGACUACUUCUCGUUGAAUUUAGCAAUUUUCUGAAAACGGGAUAACAGCAAUGUGCUUCUCCGUGGAUGUAAUCUCGCCAUUUCAUCUUUCCCACAAUCCUUCAUAUGACAAUUCGUCAAUCUAAUCAACACAAGUUACUGAAACAACACACAAAUCAUCGAAUCGAAACCAUUUUGGGAAAAGGGUUGAGAAAUCGAGACACAUAUACCCACCAAAAAUCCUUGGAACAUGGCGAGAAUGGUGCGGCUGAUGGUAACAGAUACGAUAUUGUCUUUCAUGUGGGUUUGGGCAGCCGUUAUCAUCAGAUGGAUUGUUAACGGUGUUUUAGGGUUGAGGCAUGAUGGCUAUGCUUCUGAAUUCCUUAGAUCUUCUCUCUCCGUUUUCAACAUGUUCUUAUUUGCUUAUUUGGUUAAGCUCACAAAUGGUGGGGCUUACAAUCCCAUUGUUGUCUUUACCUCCGCCAUCACUGGAAAUUUUGCCUCCUUCCUUUUCAAUAUCGGAAGAAUCCCCUUUCAGGUGUUUGGAUCAAUCAUCAGUGUGAGGCUUAUCCUUGUGACUUUUCCCGCAAUAUGGCGUGGGCCAGAGUUGGUGAUCAACCUCCAUCAAGGUGCACUAACAGAAGGGUUAUUGACAUUCUCACAAGUGCUGAUCACACUCGGUCUUGAUAGAAACCUCCAGGGCAGUUUCUUCAGGAAGACUUGGAUUAAUAGCAUCUUAAAACACACACUUCAUAUAUUAGGAUCAGAUUUAACCGGUGGAUGCAUGAAUCCAGCUGCUGUAAUUGGGUGGGCGUAUGCUCUUGGUGUUCACAAGUCGAAGGAGCAUAUAGUCGUUUAUUGGCUUGCCCCCAUGGAGGCUACUCUAUUGGCAGUCUGGACAUUUAGGUUGCUCGUAAGCCCUUCAAAACCAGAUAAACAGAAGACAAACUGACACAGGUGAUUCUUUUAAACAUCUAUAUAAAAUUGAUCCAUCUACAUACAUACAAUGAAGAAUUCACUUGUAGUAGAAGUUUAGAUUUUGUUCUCUUUUUUGAUCUCAUUAUAUAAUUUGAUACUUGGAGCUUGUUGAUACAUUGAGGAUGAAAUGUUGUUCAUAGUAAGGCUUCAGAUUUCAGAGCUCUUUGUAUAAUUAAAUAAUGUAAAAUCAUGGAAUGUUUCAAGAUUGAAUUAGAAUUUUUAGUGUUUUUU
Messenger RNA from Cynara cardunculus var. scolymus (artichoke), 1211 nucleotides. Its product is annotated as probable aquaporin SIP2-1. The record is from RefSeq and is a predicted model, not a curated record. The transcript has 3 exons. Gene Ontology annotation, molecular function: channel activity. NCBI's taxonomy places the organism in Eukaryota, Viridiplantae, Streptophyta, Magnoliopsida, Asterales, Asteraceae. Gene Ontology annotation, cellular component: membrane. The coding region runs from base 253 to 954 and encodes 233 amino acids. Gene Ontology annotation, biological process: transmembrane transport.